AUGUACCGAUCCAGCGAUCUACAGAUCCAGCGAUCUAUAGAUCCACCGAUCUAUAGAUCCAGCGAUCUACCGAUCCAGCGAUCUACAGCUCCAGUGAUCUACCGAUCCAGCAAACUACCGAUCCAGCGAUCUAUAGAUCAAGCGAUCUAACGAUCCAGCGCUCUACAGAUCUAGAGAUCUAUCGAUCCAGCGAUCUAUAGAUCCAGCGAUCUACAGAUCCAGCGAUCUACUGAUCCAGGGAUCUAUAGAUUCAGCGAUCUAUAGAUCCAGCGAUCUACCGAUCGAGCGAUCUACCGAUGCAGCGAUCUAUAGAUCUAGCGAUCUACAGAUCCAGCGAUCUACCGAUCCAGCUAUCUACAGAUCCAGCGAUCUGCCGAUCUACAGAUCGAGCAAUCUACAAAUCCAGCGAUCUAACGAUCCUGCGAUCUUACGAUCCAUGAAUCUACAGAUCCAGCGAUCUAUAGAUCCAGCGAUCUACAGCUCCAGCGAUCUACCGAUCCACCGAUCUACCGAUCCAGCGAUCUAUAGAUCCAGCGAUCUACAGAUCCAGCAAUCUACCGAUCCAGCUAUCUACAGAUCUAGCGAUCUAUAG
This is a messenger RNA of Porites evermanni, 592 nucleotides long. Lineage: Eukaryota; Metazoa; Cnidaria; Anthozoa; Scleractinia; Poritidae. The record is from the annotation of a GenBank genome assembly.